AAAAAGCAGAAAAUGAAUCCACCUAAGAGGUCAAAAUUUUCGCACUCAAUAAACGCCUGAAGAAGAACCCAACCAAAUUGCUUGCAAUCGAAGGUAACCCUCUGUUUCUUCACUUUCAAUCAAUCAAUCCUUAUCUUCUUCCUUCUCCCUUCUCUCUCAUGUCCACGAAACCCUAACCCACUUCUCCAUUUCUUCUCUUUCUCUGACCUCUUUAAUGGGUCGGGAAACUUCUACGCCGCCACAGGCACAAGCACAGGCACCUGCUGCAGCGAUAGCACCUGAAGGAACGAUGAAAACUACGGCUUUGGCACCUGGGUUUCGAUUUCACCCUACGGAUGAGGAGCUUGUUAGUUAUUAUUUGAAACGGAAGGUUUCUAAUAAACCUGUCCGUUUUAAUGCUAUUGCUGAGGUCGAUAUCUAUAAAAACGAGCCUUGGGACCUUGCAGAUAAGUCAUGGUUGAAAAGCAGAGAUCAGGAAUGGUACUUUUUUAGUGCCUUGGACAGGAAGUAUGGGAAUGGAGCAAGAAUGAAUAGGGCAACAAGUAAAGGAUACUGGAAAGCCACUGGCAAGGAUAGGGAGGUCCGGCGUAAUUCCCAACUCAUAGCAAUGAAGAAGACGCUCGUAUUUCAUAGUGGGCGUGCCCCAGGGGGGCAGCGCACCAACUGGGUUAUGCAUGAAUACCGCCUUGUUGAUGAAGAAUUGGAAAAAAUUGGAGCCAUGCAGACCGAUUCAUAUGUGCUGUGUAGAGUAUUUCACAAGAACAAUAUAGGACCCCCAAAUGGAAAUCGUUAUGCACCUUUUAUAGAGGAGGAGUGGGAUGAUGGUGUGACAGCUCUUGUUCCUGGAGAGGAUGCUGUGGAUGAUGUGCCUGUUCAUGAUACUUGUACAGAAAUAAAUCGUGUUGAGCAGGAUACUCAUUCCUUCAAUCGAGAUCCUCUUAAUAUCAACGAACUUCCUAAGGACUCUGAAAAUAUUAAUGAGUUUCAAAAAGAUGAUUUACUAUUGUGCAAGACUGAAAGGGUGGAUGAUUAUCCUCCUUGUGUGCUUAAUACAGAGGCAUCCUUCCCCCUGCUCCAAUAUAAAAGAAGAAAGCAUAAUGGUGAUACUGUAUCAAACCGUUCAAACGCUUCGGAGAAUUCAACAAGAACAACUCAGGAUCCUUGCUCAUCUACAACAUCAACAGCUGCAACAACAACUACAGACACAACAAUGACGACUGCUGCAGCAACCACAACGGCAAUAUCUGCAUUGCUGGAAUUUUCUCUGAUGGAAUCGAUAGAACCCAAAGAGAAUCCCCAUGUUCCUCCACCUAGACUUGAUACUACAAGUCUCGAUUCCUCAGUGCCUCCUAGCUGCAUGAAAUUUAUCAAUGAUUUGCAGAGUGAGAUCCACAAGAUAACUGUUGAGAGGGAGACAUUGAAGCUUGAAAUAAUGAGUGCACAAGCCAUGAUUAACAUUCUUCAAUCUCGAAUUGAUUUUCUCAACAAGGAAAAUGAGGAUUUGAAAAGGAGUAUUGCAGAUAAAUAGAAACUACCCAUGAUAUUGCAAUCUGGUUAUCCUGAUGUACAAAUCAUGGGUACCUGGCGCGGCCUGUUCCCUUCCGCGAAGAUGAUAUGAGGGUAUGUAAAAUUAGGAUAUUAUUGUUGUUUGUUUUAAUAAUUAAUGUUGUAGGAAUAUUGUAAUGUUGGAUUUUAUCUAUCUGUAAUGGCAAUUUUAGACUGUUGAAUUCUGAACUUUCACCAUAUUUAGUCCCUGCCAAUCGUUUGUUUUA
Manihot esculenta (cassava) is the source of this 1772-nucleotide messenger RNA. RefSeq names its product NAC domain containing protein 50. Gene Ontology annotation, biological process: regulation of DNA-templated transcription. Lineage: Eukaryota; Viridiplantae; Streptophyta; Magnoliopsida; Malpighiales; Euphorbiaceae. Gene Ontology annotation, molecular function: DNA binding. The record is from RefSeq and is a predicted model, not a curated record. The transcript has 4 exons. The coding region runs from base 215 to 1528 and encodes 437 amino acids.